This is a messenger RNA of Sitophilus oryzae (rice weevil), 488 nucleotides long. RefSeq names its product tyrosine-protein kinase transmembrane receptor Ror-like. Gene Ontology annotation, molecular function: transmembrane receptor protein tyrosine kinase activity; neurotrophin receptor activity; neurotrophin binding. The transcript is spliced from 3 exons. NCBI's taxonomy places the organism in Eukaryota, Metazoa, Arthropoda, Insecta, Coleoptera, Curculionidae. Gene Ontology annotation, cellular component: axon; signaling receptor complex. Gene Ontology annotation, biological process: protein phosphorylation; cell surface receptor protein tyrosine kinase signaling pathway; cellular response to nerve growth factor stimulus. The record is from RefSeq and is a predicted model, not a curated record. The annotation marks the transcript as partial.
GAGAAUUGUUAAAGGAUGCAGAUACACGUGAUAUAGUGGCCAUUAAAGUACUCAAAGAUUCUGCUACCAAAGAAGCAGAAGAGGAUUUCUUUAGAGAAGUUGAAAUAAUGAGUGCAUUUCAACAUAGAAAUAUAUUAUCUUUUGUGGGAGUUGUACCUAGAGAAGGUAACGUAUGUCCCAUGAUGGUAUUCGAAUACAUGGAACACGGCGAUCUGGCUGAGGUCCUGCGUAGUCAACAUCGAUGGUCCGCCGGAUCCGAUGACAGUCCGCCAACUGUACCUCAAUUAUCAACGGAAGAUCUCCUGGGAGUAUCGUUGCAAAUAGCCAAAGGCAUGGAAUAUUUGGCAUCGCAAAGGUUCGUGCAUAGAGACUUGGCCUGCAGGAAUUGUCUGGUCGCCCAAGGACCCGUAGUUAAAAUUGCCGAUUUUGGCAUGAGCAGAGAUGUAUAUACAUGUGAUUAUUAUAAGAUUCUGCGUAAAAUUCUGUAA